UUGUUUUAUAAAGAACUUGUGGGAGGGAAUUCCCUGACAGUCUAGUGGUUAGGACUCCAAACUUCCAAGCCCAGAGGCAUGGCUGUAAAUAAAUAAAGAAAGAAUAGGAGGUGCUUAGGGUCUAAAAAAAAAACAGAGAGAGAGAAAGAGAGAAUUUGUGGGAGAGAUAGCAACUCAGAGGGAUAAGGAGUACCAGUCUUCUGAUUUUCUAAAGAAGAGCUACAGACUGGUUUUGUUACUAUUGACUGGAAAGUACCUGGUUUUGUUUUCAAAGCACUGCGCUCCCAUUUGUAUCACGUGUUUGAAAAGGGUACAUUCUAAAUCAUUUUCCUCUCCUCUUGCAGGAAGUGCUCAGAUAUUAAACACACACGUUCAAAAGAGGAAACAGUUUAAUAGGAACUCAGAAAUCAUGUGACUGAUGACUAAGUUUUUUCUACUUACUAAAAGAGAAGAGUCUGAUGAUUAGUUACUGAUUUUCCUUGCCUUUUUAAAGUUUUGGAGAUAUUGAAUCAUGUUCCCAUUAAUGCUUUUUUCUACCCUGUUUUCUUCUAUAUUUACUGAACCUGGGGAGAAACUUUGGGUCUGCAACUCCUCUGACACAAGUGUUUGGUACAACUACUGUGAUAACUUGAAAUUCCCUAUUUCAGUAAGUGCUGAGCCCUGUAUAACAUUGAAGGGAAGCCGUGGAAAUCUGUAUAUUUACUACAUUCCAAGAAGAGAUAUAAAAAGCUUAUCUUUCAAUAUCUAUGUAUCUUUUAAGUCCGUGAAUUUCCCAGCUCGCAAAGAAGUUGUUUGCCGAGGAUCUGAUGAUGAUUAUUCUUUUUGCAGAGCUCUGAAGGGAGAGACUGUGAAUACAACAGUACCAUUCUCCUUCAAGGGAAUACGAUUUGCCAAGGGCCGGUACAGUUGUAUUCUAGAAGCCAUCACUGGAAACACUGAAGAAAGGCUCUUUUGCUUGAACUUUACCAUCAUACACUACCCUGAUUUCAAUUAGAAUAAAACGUCUGGGUUAACACACGCACCGCAAAUGUUGGACCUCCCACCCCCGGGCAAGAACGAUUUCCACCCAAGGGGAAAAGCAGAGGGUGCCGAGAGCGGGGGAGGGGGAAGGAUGGCUUCCCCGCAGUCCGGGCGAGGCCUCGGCCUGCCUCCCGUGUGACCUUCCCUCGGGGUCAGAAGCUUCUUCUUGAUCUACAAACAUAAUUCAAGGAAAUACCGAAAGUAGCACUUCUUUUACUUUGAUGAGUUUACGGCAGCGUCAUAAAUGUAUUAUGGGAAACCCCACAGUUUGCGGAAGUAACUUUUGCCUCACCGUUGAUUCCUUUAGGAAUUAAGAAAAGACCAUGACCAUAGUGGUUUACUUGUGUGGCCCUGGGCAGCUGAGGCUAAGAGAUUUACAUUGGUUGCUGUGCCUCAUAAAGAGAGCUGGGGUGGCCAAUUUUCAAAUGAGCCAGAAGCCCGGAUUAACGAAAGCCAGGAGAGACCUAGCAGGUGGUUAUUCUAUCCAAGGUUGAUCCCCUGAGAUCAGAAGAUUCAGGUCAGUCUCUCAAGUGCUGCUGCAGAGCUGCAUUAAUGUAAACCUUUCCUGAUUUUACUUUAAGAUGAGCACAUGGAAGGUUUUAGAUGACCUGUUUGCUAUAUUUAAUUUAAAUUUGUUUUCCAUGGGGUGUUGUCAACUUUCAAAAAACAACAGGUGGAAGGUUCUGUAAAGCAAUUCUGUAAGUAAAAAAAUUUUUUCUUUUUACAAUUAGAAUUUCUCUUUAGAUGAAAAAAUUGUUUGUUGUCUUAAUUGCAAAGUAAUGCAUCUCAUUGUAACAAUUUCACACAGUUCAUAAAUGCAAUAGGCAACAAGUAGAACUUCUCUUUUCGUUUCUUUCUCUACACUGCUUCCCCAAAACUAUCUUUACAAUUUAGUAUGUAACUUUUCAGACUUUUGUUUCAUAUGUAUGUCACACUAUCCGUGCCAUUAUUAUAUACAUGUAUAUAAAUA
Molecule: messenger RNA, 1990 nt
Organism: Hippopotamus amphibius kiboko
Lineage: Eukaryota; Metazoa; Chordata; Mammalia; Artiodactyla; Hippopotamidae
Gene: LY96
Product: lymphocyte antigen 96
Exons: 6
Coding region: 512-994 (160 amino acids)
Biological process (GO): toll-like receptor 4 signaling pathway; positive regulation of lipopolysaccharide-mediated signaling pathway; innate immune response
Cellular component (GO): lipopolysaccharide receptor complex
Molecular function (GO): Toll-like receptor 4 binding; lipopolysaccharide binding; lipopolysaccharide immune receptor activity
Source: RefSeq, a predicted model, not a curated record